ACUUUUUACAGAGUUUGUUAGAAAUCUUACCAUAGUUACUUUUUACAGAGUUUGUUAUACAAGCAUUAGAGCAAGAAUUGGAGUUGAAAAGCAGAGAGAGAAAUCAUGAGUGAGCGUUUUUAUACCCUUCAGUUUGAUGGCGCAUGCAGUGGAAAUCCUGGACCAGCUGGUGCAGGAGCUGUACUGUUUGAUGAAUAUGGGACUGUGCUGUAUCGUUUUCGCCAAGGGCUGGGAUAUACAACAAACAAUGUUGCUGAGUAUCGUGCAUUAAUCUUAGGACUGCAACAAGCAAUACUGAAAGGAUGUAAGAACAUCAAUGUGCAAGGAGACUCCCAGCUUGUUAUCGAUCAGUUUCAAGGUUCCUGUAGAAUUAACAACCCGCGUCUAAGGAGCUUGUGUGAUGAAGCUUUGGAGCUGAGCAAUAACUUUCGCAUAUUUGACAUCAAACACAUUUCUAGGGUCUAUAACACUCUAGCUGAUUCCCAAGCAAACCUGGCCAUUAAUCUCCAAGAGGGUCAAGUUGAAGAAGAUCGUCUCUAUUAAUGAUCUUGAAAGCAUAUGUCACAGUAAAAAAACUAUUUGGCAUCUAUGUUACAUUUCUGUCUAGCAAUUUAGCAUGUCAAAUGUUUGUAAUAUUGUCAAUUUGAACAUGCCUAUAGAUGUUCACCAUUAGGAGCACCUUAAGGACUUAAAUCUUAAGUUCAUAACUCUGAAUUUCUGUUUUUUAAGUUUUUAAAAUCACUUUUAUAUGUGAUACUGAUGAACCAUUACCAUAAGUGUUUGAUAUUAUGACCCAAAGGUUAA
This is a messenger RNA of Lathyrus oleraceus (garden pea), 804 nucleotides long. RefSeq lists its product as uncharacterized. Lineage: Eukaryota; Viridiplantae; Streptophyta; Magnoliopsida; Fabales; Fabaceae. The record is from RefSeq and is a predicted model, not a curated record. Gene Ontology annotation, molecular function: RNA-DNA hybrid ribonuclease activity; nucleic acid binding. The transcript has 6 exons. The coding region runs from base 106 to 543 and encodes 145 amino acids.